Molecule: messenger RNA, 3178 nt
Organism: Gigantopelta aegis
Lineage: Eukaryota; Metazoa; Mollusca; Gastropoda; Neomphalida; Peltospiridae
Product: large neutral amino acids transporter small subunit 2-like
Exons: 12
Coding region: 108-1574 (488 amino acids)
Biological process (GO): amino acid transmembrane transport
Cellular component (GO): membrane
Molecular function (GO): L-amino acid transmembrane transporter activity
Source: RefSeq, a predicted model, not a curated record
GCAAGGAAGAUAUUUGUGUAGCAGAUAUCCACGUGUAGCUGGCGCGGUAGUUGGUGUAGCUGUCACUACUUUCUCGAUACAUGUAGGACAGUUGACAUUUAGCAGUUAUGACGAGAAAGGAUAUCAACUCCGUUAAUUCUACUAAUGGAAAUGAACCCAAAGUAGAGAUUGAUGACACCAAAGUGGAACUAAAACGAAAAAUCACUCUUUUAAACGGAUGUGCCAUUAUCAUCGGAUCUAUUAUUGGGUCUGGCAUUUUCGUCAGUCCGAAAGGUGUCUUAGAAAAUACAGGAUCGGUUGGUGUAUCUCUAAUAGUGUGGACAGGCUGUGGUCUCUUGUCUCUGAUUGGUGCCUUGUGUUAUGCGGAACUGGGAACGACCAUCAACCGAUCUGGAGGGGACUAUGCCUAUAUUCUUGAAGCUUUUGGACCUUUCCUAGCAUUUCUGCAGCUAUGGGUUAAUUUAAUAAUAAUUCGUCCGACCGCCCAAGCAAUAGUGGCUCUUACGUUUGCCUAUUACGCUCUUCAGCCUAUUUUCCCAGACUGUGAUCCACCAGAAAUUCCCGUCCGCUUGUUAGCUGCAAUAUGCAUUAGUACUUUGACAUUUGUGAAUGUUAUUAGUGUGCGAGCGGCCACCAGAAUCCAAGAUGUGUUCACCAUAGCCAAACUGCUGGCUCUCGUCGUCAUUAUAGUUACAGGAUUCUACCUAAUUGCCAUAGGUGAAGUAGAAUUUUUCCACAAUGCGUUUGACAAUUCUAAAACAGAUAUAGGUGAUAUAUCAUUAGCUUUCUACUCCGGGCUCUUUGCAUAUGCAGGAUGGAAUUUUUUAAACUUUGUAACAGAAGAAAUGAUAGAACCAUUUAAAAAUUUACCUCGUGCCAUUUACAUUUCGAUUCCAAUCGUUUCCGUUGUGUAUGUUUUAACAAACGUUUCGUAUUUCACGAUUAUAUCGCCGAGGGAACUGCUGCUGUCCAAUGCUGUGGCUGUGACAUUCGGAGACAAAGUGUUUGGAGUUAUGGCUUGGAUUAUCCCAGUUUUCGUAGCAUUAUCAACAUUUGGUGGAGUGAAUGGAUUACUUUUCACCUCUGGAAGGUUGUUUUUUGUUGGAGCGAGAGAAGGCCAGUUGCCUGAUUUCAUGGCUAUGAUCGACAUUCACAGAUUCACCCCACUGCCAGCCAUGCUCUUCACGGGAGGUCUAUCAAUCUUGAUGCUGAUAUCUCAGGAUAUUUUCGCUCUGAUCAACUACAUGAGUUUCGUCCAGUGGCUGUCUGUGGGGAUGUCCAUCGCCGGUCUCGUCUACCUGCGAGUCACCAAGCCUGAUCUGCCACGCCCUAUUAGGUUUCCACUGAUUAUUCCUAUAAUGUUCCUAGCCGCAGUUGUCUUCCUGCUCAUAGUACCAGUCUAUGCUGCCCCCAAAGACACUGGGAUGGGCAUUUUGAUAGUGUGUUCGGGAAUACCGGUCUAUGUAUUGGGUGUCAAGUGGAAAAACAAACCUCAAGUCUUUACAAAAUGUGUUGCCAGCCUGACAAAACUAGGCCAGAAAUUGUUUAUGGUUUCGGGAGAAGAGAGUUCCUAGGAACAGAGGCCCAUCAAUCUUGUGACCUUGUCGACCUCUCACAAUGUUUACUGCCGCCCAGUUUCGUACAACAGUGACACCUGUUGUUGGAAAUGACCACUUGUCCUUAGUUACAGUAAAAAAAAAAAUCCCACAAGUUACAUUAAUAGCACUGCCAGUAAACUGAUUAAAAGUACACACACACACUAACAAACAUGAGCUUGAAAAUUGUGCAUUUAAACAAAAAAAAGGCUGUGAGCAUUUUUAAAUUAUACACUAUUUAUAAAUUUAAGAUUAUACAUUUUUACAUUGUGUUAUAAAUGCAUCUCUCUUUUUAUGUUCCAUUAAGAAAGUAAUUUUUUUAUUGUUGGUUAAUUAAUAAUUAAACAAAAAAAUCAUUAAAAGAUUGUUGCUGAAAUGUUAAUAUUAGUGGGGUUUAAGGUGGAAAAGCAAUACUGUUGCUGAAUUUUGUUUGGCUUUGUGGCCAAAUGAAGUUUGUUCUUAAAUUAUGGCCCAAUUUCAGCCUCAAUUUACAUUUGGCGAAUAACAUUGUAAAUGUUGAAUAAAAGCGAUGAUUUUGGAGUAGUGUUACUCCUGUACAUGUGGUACAUAAUUAAAAAAUGUCUGCUGUUACACAAUUCACCUGAUUCUGACUGGGUGACUUCACUAAAUAGCUGAAUGUUAUCCCGAGAAAAUUACAUCAUUGCAGAAAAUAGAUCAUGACAUUGAAAAUAGAAACUUAUUUAUGUGUAUUUCAAACGAUAUAAUCUUAUUUAUGAUAAUAAUAAGACUUUAUUUUUUAUGUGAAUUUAUCAAUGUAUAACAGUUGUUAAUUUAGUUUAAACACAUUGUGUAGCAUAGCAAAACCAUUUUAUGCAAUUUGUGACUAUUAUGCAUUAAUAAAUUUACACAAAAAAAUUAUAUUUCUUUUGAGGCAUUAUUUGUAAUGGAACAAUAGUGUAUUGAAAGUGUUUGUCAGUUGCUCAAAAUGUUCUUCCAUUUUGUUUCUUUGUGUAACUGUAUAACCAUGUCUGUGUUAUGUAUAUGUUUUUUAACCAUGCUUAUAUCCAGUUAAGUUUCAAACAUGUUGUUCUGGACAUUCAACUCAGGAAAUAAGACACAUACAGGGCUCAAACUUAACGGCAAUUACCGUAAUUGAGAUAUAAAUUGUGCGGUUGGUAAAGCUCCUCAAUAAUUGCAAAAUGUAUACACCUGGUAUAUAUUAUCUGCCAAUAUUUAACAUUUGAAAUAUGUCUACACACAGGAAAAUAACCUUUCAGUCAUGUUUAUUUUCUGCAAAUGUCACUUAAAAAAACAUUUCCAUUGGCAGGCUCAAAAUUGUUGUUUCACCCAUGGCAGUUCUUUUAAAAGUUUCUGUGGGAAACAAAUUCUUAAGUUCGAGCCCUGCACAUAGAGAGAUAUUUGUGUAGUGGCCUCGUAUAUUUUUUUUUUUAUGAGUGGUGCACUCCAGGGCUGAAAAUUAUUUUUAAAAUCACUAGUCAACAGAAGUAGUUGACCAGUAGUUGGAAUAUACUUGACCCUGACCCAUGUCAUUUAAAUAAUGCAACUUGUCAAUGGUGUAAUGAUGAUAUGAAAUAUGGUUAAUAAACAGGUCCGAUAUUGAA